Messenger RNA from Thermothielavioides terrestris NRRL 8126, 1029 nucleotides. RefSeq lists its product as uncharacterized. The coding region runs from base 111 to 944 and encodes 277 amino acids. The transcript has a single exon. NCBI's taxonomy places the organism in Eukaryota, Fungi, Ascomycota, Sordariomycetes, Sordariales, Chaetomiaceae. The record is from RefSeq and is a predicted model, not a curated record.
UGGAGACAACACUGGUUCACUUGCUCAUCGCGCUCUUCAGCACAAAAGACGCUCCUCUCAAGACGGGUUCUUUUUUAUUCAGCAUUCGUGUUUCCUAAACCGAAGUCAACAUGUCGGCCAUCCAGCUCUCGUUCUCUCUCCGCGUUUCCUCUGGCGUCAAGACCGUCCACCUGCUCGGUUCCUGGGACAACUACAGCGGUCAGCUCCCGCUGUCCAAGGACAAGUCCUCGUCCAAGUCGGGCACCUGGAAAGGCACCUUCCGCUUCCAGCAGGCCACCCUCCAGCCCGGUCAGCGGUACUGGUACUACUACAUCAUUGAUGGGUACCAUGUCUCGCACAACCCCAGCGAGGACUCGACCGUCGAGCCCACCACCGGCCGCACCCUGAACAUCCUCGAUGUUCCCAAGGCCAAGUCUUCUUCCUCGUCCUCGUCUUCCAAGUCGUCGUCCCGCAAGUCAACCUCGUCCUCCAAGCGCCACAGUUCCAUCGGCGGCGACAUCCCCAAGGGCCGCCCCUUGUCCAUGUCGCAGAUCAAGGCCCCCAAGCCGGUGUUGCCCAAUGCCACGCGCCGCAUUCUCGAGAAUGACUUCGACGAGGAUGAGCUGUCCAGCCGCUUCGCCGCCACCGGCAUCUACGACGACUACUACUACGACGACGAGGACGUCAUCACCGACUUUGGCGCCCCGGGCUCGCCCGCCUCAUCGGUCGGCUCCUCGCUCUCGUACCACUCCGACAGUUCGGGCUCGUCCGGCUACAGCACGCCGUCGUCAGACUGCUCGUCGUGCACCUGUGAGCGCUACGGCAUCACCCGCAAGGGCGAGCGCGUGCGCCUCGAUUGCGGCGGCUCCCGGUGUUCGUACGAGGACUCGUGCUCAUCGUCCGAGGACGAGACCGAGUACAUCGAGCGUAGCUCUCGCCGCAACGGCAUCGUCGUCCGCCAAUGAGCUGCGCCCGGCCCUGGUCGGGUGAGAUAACGUCAAGCUAGGAAGAAGACUCGGGUCAAUAAGAGGGCCAGAGGCGUGGUCCUCC